Molecule: messenger RNA, 5142 nt
Organism: Meleagris gallopavo (turkey)
Lineage: Eukaryota; Metazoa; Chordata; Aves; Galliformes; Phasianidae
Source: RefSeq, a predicted model, not a curated record
AUGACUACUGCUGCGAGUUACAAGAAACCAAGCUGUGCAACAGUGUGGGAUGCUGGGAGGCCGCCUGGGCUCAUCUCUUGCCUUGCACUGACCACAUGUGGACCAGGUGAUGGAGCUGGCUCUCUGUUCCUCUCUAACAAACCUCAAUGCUCCCCUUCUGUCUCUGCAGAGCUCCCUUCCUCUGAGCACCUGAGCGUGGCCGAUGCCACAUGGCUUGCCCUCAACGUAGUGUCCGGCGGAGGCGGCUUCUCUGGCUCCCAGCCCAUCGGCGUGACCAAAAUUGCCAAGUCAGUCAUAGCACCACUAGCUGACCAAAACAUCUCAGUGUUCAUGCUCUCCACCUAUCAGACAGACUUCAUCUUGGUACGUGAGCGAGACCUGCCCUUCGUCAUGCACACGCUGGCUGCAGAGUUCACCAUCCUCAGAGUAGUGAACGGGGAGACGGUGGCCGCCGAUGACCUCGGGAUAACAAAUGGAUUUGUCAAACCAAAAUUGGUUCAGAGGCCUGUCAUUCACCCCCUUUCCAGUCCGAGUAAUAUGUUCUGCGUCACCAGCCUGGACCCAGAUACCCUUCCCACUGUUGCUACACUCCUCAUGGAUGUCAUGUUUUACUCCAAUGGAGUAAAGGACUCGGUGGUGGGCAAUGAAGACUCGGGACACAUUCGCUUUUUCUCCUUUUCUCUCAUCGAGGGUUACAUCUCCUUGGUCAUGGAUGUCCAGACACAGCAGAGAUUUCCUAAUAAUUUGUUGUUUACAAGUGCAUCUGGUGAACUCUGGAAGAUGGUGCGGAUUGGUGGGCAGCCCCUUGGCUUCGAUGAAUGUGGAAUUGUCGCUCAGAUUUCUGAGCCUUUGGCCGCGGCCGACAUCCCAGCCUACUACAUCAGUACUUUUAAGUUUGAUCACGCGUUGGUACCUGAAGAAAAUAUAAACGGUGUGGUCAAUGCACUCCAAGUCAGUCAAGCUGAAAAGCAUUAGAAAUCUUCUGAGCUGGUUCCAGAUGCUUUUUAUUAUUAUUAUAAUUAUUAUUCUUUUUUUUUCUCACAGUAUUUCUUGAAAAAUCUGAUUCCAGAGGGUGACAUGAAAAGAGACUGUGGAAAGUUGAGCAGAAACAGCUCCAAAUAGCCUUUGUUUUAAUUAUUAUUAUUAUUAUUAUUAUUGUUAUUUUAUUAAAUUUCUUUAUGAAUGAGGGGCAGGAGGAGGGGAGGUCAUGUUGUUUCCUGAGGUUUAGCUCAGGGUGAGAUGGAGCUGCCUGGGAACUCCUGUUGUUCCCCAGCACGGGGCAUGGAUGGACAGAAGGACACGGAUGGAUGGACGGAUGUGGGCACUGCGCCCUGAGCCCAAUAGCACGACCAGAGUGGGUGGGCUGAUGGCUGCCAGAGAGCCCUGAGACCCCUAAAAAUGAAAUGUGGAAUUAAACAGAAAAGACGUCGCACGGUGCUGGCUUGUCUGCUCCCAUCAGGCUGUGUCUGAGGACUGUCCGUCGUUGCGUAUGUUGGGUUAGGAUGGGGUUGGGGUUCUGUUUCCCCUCUUUGGUGCUGGAAAAGGGGAAGAUAUCCCCUUGUCUGAACUGUCCCAUUGGUCUUUAUCCCUGCAGUCAGCCUGGCUGCCUGCAGAAAGUCUGUGGGGGGCAUUGCUCUGGCCCUGCAGAUCACACCAUCGGGGCUUCUGUCUGCUUUGAGUCUGGCUUAGGUAUGUUUUCCCUCUUCCCAACCCCAGUGUCCUCCCCCUGUGUCCCUGCUCCAGGACAGCUGCUGUCCCCACCUACUAGGACCAGCAGAAGAGAGAUUCCUCCCUUCCCAUCCCAAUUUUAGACAUUUGUGGGGCACAAAGUGUUGUCCAGUGUCCUGAUUGCUGCUCCUCUCCUACCCCAUAUCCUGGGCCACCUCAGACCUCAGGUUCUCCCCACCAGAGGCAGGAGGUCCCCAAGCCCUGUUGGGUCCCUCCUGUGGCUUUAUCAGCUCCUUCCUCCCCAGGUUGGGGACUUAACUCAUGGGGGUUUUCCAUUGGCUUCAGAUCUAUGAAAGCUGAACUGUGCUGAAAACUCCCCCAAAAAACCCUACAACGCAGCCCAGUGCCUGGAGCUGAUGUCACCCAGGACACGGAGAAGGAGAAGCCACCUGCACGGGGUUUGCCCUCCAGUCAGGAAACACAUUUCUUGUGUUCCUAUUCUUCCCAUGAUGGACAUGGAGAAAUGGCAGGUUGCACAGUUUCAGUGAGCACUUCCCAGCCUUGCUGAACGAAGAGCCUCUGGUGUGGUGGUCAGGAAGCUGCAUCCUGCAGCUGCGAGGCAGGGAAUUGCAGCAAUCUGCAGGGGGUACAGAGGCAGGAGGUGAUGCUGCAGGUGUGGUGUGUGCACUCAUUGGUGUUGCUUCCUAAGGAGCAGCAAGAGGAGAACUACUUGAAACAAGCAACAGUUCUACUGAGCCUUAAGAAAAAGUGAAAAAAUAGGGGUUUAUUUUAUUUUUAAUUUUGCACUCAGGAUGAUUUAGAGGUUGUUUUGGUUGUUCCAGAUGUUCCACUUCUUUCCUGGAGGGAAGUGGCCUUAAAUUCCCAAAAUCUGUGGCUGCAAAGCAUCACACAGGGCUGUCCCACCCUGCAGACAUGAGCCCAAAAAAUGCCACAAGAUGUACAACCCCACAAGGGCUCUUCGUGCCCCCCAUCACCCUCAGCUUCACCUCCUCGAAGCCUUUCCUUUCUCCACAAGUGGGGCUAUUUUCCUCCUCCUUGCCUUUUUCUUUCUUUUUCGGUCUUUUUCUGCCUGGUUGGAUUUCAGCUGCAAAAUUCCUUCUCCUGUGCGUGUGCACAAACAUAGAAAUGCCCGUGGUGGUGUGUGUUGGUGUGCCUGCACACAGCACGUACACCUGAGCAAUAGAGACUCACAGAUGCUUUGUGAGUACAUGGGCACGUACAGAUUUGGUAAAUGCUGUAUGCACGCAUCUACUCGCUGUAGAUUUUUAAUUCCAAGUGUAUCAGCAAUAGGAGUACGUGGUCCUGCUCCCUCUGCAUCUGGGUGCCUCGAGCACAGUGAUGAGAGAAAAGCUUCACCUUUUCCUCUCGUCCUUUUCGUUGCUGUGCUGACAUCGUGGUGGUGCCACUUGGAAUCAAGCAUCCAAAAUCCCUCCGUGAAAGAUCAAUGACAUUGUGCACAAGGCUUCGGGUCCUGUGUUGGUGCAGUGCCAAAAAAAAAAGCGAGCCACUGGUCUCACCUGGCUGCUGAUUGCUGCUUUCUUGCUUUGGGGUCAGCCCCAGCGGUGAGGUGUUGCAGCCAUCAGUGAUGGAUGUCAUUUGGUGAUGAGGAUCCCUUCUUUCUGUUACUGCCGCUCCCGUGCGCAUCUCCAGCAGCAGCUUAAGGCAUCUCACUUACUGUCCCCAUCCCGACUGCAGAUGUCAGGCUGGAUUAAACUUUUAUUACCUGCUAGAGAGCAAAACCCGUAAUCCUUUUGCCAAACAGUAUUUACACUGUGUGGUGUGUGCUGGGGCAUGUUUACAUUGGCUGAGGUGUGCAGCUCUGCCUGGCAGCUUCAGCUGCCUCCUCCCAUGAGUCCCUCCAUCCAUCCUGGGCUGUGUGCAUCCCACGGGCAGCAGUCGGGGCACUGUGUUGUGGGACUGAGUCCAUCUCAGCCCUUUUCCCCAUCCCCUGCUCCUCCAUCACUCAGCCCCCAUGAAGCACAAUACGGUGUAACGCCAGCUGUCAGCAGCACAGGAGAAGGGCCAGGUCCUGUAGCACAGCAGAGCAUGCUCCUAGGGCUGCUCAGCAGAUCCUGUAGCAGCAUCUGCCCCCUGCAGAAGCAACACACAGCCCCUGAUCCUGGCAGGAGAUUCUGACAGGGGAAUGAAUGAAGUAUUGCGAGUCAAGUGUAUGACAGUUUUAGGUGUGAAUGUGCAGAGAAACAUUACCUCUUGGGAACUGAAUAGCCAAGAAGUCCCUCCCUCCAUCUCCAGCCAGCACCAGCCCCUUCUGCUGGUUAGGAAAAUGAUGGGACGCAGGGCUGGGGCUGAAUGCUGCCAUGCAGAGCACGUGGCCCCACUGCCCACACUCAUUUCUGUGGAUGAGGUGCAUCUGGGUUUGGUGUGGCCCGGGGAGAUGUGAUGUGGUUGGGUCCCAAAGCUCAUUGUGCACUGCAGGCACUGCCGCGUGCUGCUGGUACCAGUGCUGCCCUGGGAGAUGGUGCCACAAGCACAGCUCUGUUCUGCCUCCUUGGAUUUUUCCUCUGUGUGUGGAAGUGGCAGAAGCACUGUCCCCUGCAUGGCACACUUGGCAGAUGCUGUUGGCAGCAUGGGGUUCCCCCACUCCUCUCCCUCCCUGUGCUGAGGCACUGAAUCAGCUUUCUGCAAUAGCAGCAAUCAGCCUUUUUCCCAAAGAACUCCCACCAGCUCUUUUAUAACUUGAAAGAACGCUGUUUUCUGGGCACCAUGGCUUUGUGGGGAUGCUGGGGGGCAUGAGGUAUCCUGGGGUGACAUGCAGCAGGACCCCUUUCUCAUGAAGCUGGGGUGCUUCAAGAGCCCAUCUCCCCCUUCCCCACUAACACAGCUGAGCUGUUGACCCUGGGUUUGUCACUAAACUGAGGGGUGUGAUGGUCCUGCUGCCUGCCUGCUGCUCACUGGGCAUGACAAGGGUCCCCCCCACCAUCCCCCUCCCUUGAGGCUGUAGUAUGGUUCCAGGGCUGCAGUGCCCUGCUUGGCAGCACCCAGGAAGGGUGCAGCCCUGCCCUAAUGCCAUGCUGGGGUCCCACCUGGCUGGAGCAGGGCUUGGCUGAUCUCUCCACCCUUCUCUGCCCUUAGGAAGCCUGCAUUUCCCCAGGGAUGCUCACAAUGUUGUCCCCCAUAAAUUUCCAGUGAGCUGUCGAGAGAGCAGAGGCUGCCCCACUGCUGCAGGGGGUACACAGCCCUCUGGACCCUCACAAACCCUUCCCACGAGCCUUUCCUUGGAGAAUGCAAAUGAUGCAUUGUAUUUUUCCCUUUAAUUCCCAGCCUAAUGCAAACCAUUGUGGGGCUCACCCAGACCAGCACUGGUCUGUGCAGCUGAGAGUGGCCGCUUUGCAUUCCCAGCGUGCUGCUUUCCUUCACCAGUCUGCUGCUGCAAAGCUGAGGUUUAUGUACUGUAUGGAGAAAAAGAAAAUCAAACACAGAACACAUACAGGA